AUGGCGGAGGUCGGCGGGGGGGCCUCUUUGGUCUGGUGUGGGAGUGUGUGGCGUGCCCAGCGUGCCGAUGUGCCUGUGGAGUAUGUGCUGAGGGUGGGCGGGUUUGAGCUGGAGAAGGUGGAGGACCAGGUGAUGGCUGAGGAGAAGCACCACCACCACCACCAUGAGCACGAGCACGAGCACGGGCACGACCACGACUGCGCCGGCGCCGGCUGCAGCCAUGAGAGCCACUCCCACAGCCACGAGGCCCACUCCCACGACCACGACCACUCCCACGAGCACGCCGGCGCCAGCGCCGCCGCCAGCAGCAGCGGCAGCGACCACGAGUGCGCGGGGGCGGGGUGCAGCCACGAGAGCCACUCCCAUGGCGGCCACAGCCACAAGCACCACGACGAUGCGGUGGGCAGCGUGAGCGUGACGAUCGUGGGGGACAUGGAUCUGGACAAG
Chlorella variabilis is the source of this 447-nucleotide messenger RNA. RefSeq lists its product as hypothetical. The record is from RefSeq and is a predicted model, not a curated record. NCBI's taxonomy places the organism in Eukaryota, Viridiplantae, Chlorophyta, Trebouxiophyceae, Chlorellales, Chlorellaceae. The annotation marks the transcript as partial. The transcript has 3 exons.